Copidosoma floridanum is the source of this 781-nucleotide messenger RNA. Its product is annotated as synaptic plasticity regulator PANTS. The record is from RefSeq and is a predicted model, not a curated record. NCBI's taxonomy places the organism in Eukaryota, Metazoa, Arthropoda, Insecta, Hymenoptera, Encyrtidae.
GUGUGUAUUUUUUCGAACACUUUAUAUAUUUUAUAAAAAUUUAAAGUUUUUUUUAUCAUUUUAACAUGUUUGAUAAAGCAAAAUCUAUAGAAAAAGAGGUUCUUCGAGAACGACGGCCGGACGAAUUUAUGAUAAGACCAUGUCAUAUUUAUAAUGACGAGUUUUAUGAAUGUGAAAGGCCAAAAGGUCGUUUCCAUCAGUAUUUUAUAUUUGGUGAAUAUUUAAACUGUUGGCAGUGGCAAAUGGAUUUUGAAAAUUGCAAAAAGUGGAAGGAAAGUCAAGAUGAGGAAGCAUAUGCUCUACUAAUAGCAAGUGAAAAAAAACGUAGGACAGAAAGACUGAAGGGUCACAUUGAAAAUGAUGUUUGGGAGAAAAGAGACAAGCCACCAGAAAAUUGGGAUGCGCCUUUGCCAGAGUGGUUAGAAAAGAAGAAUGCCAAUACGUAUUUGGACUUUAAAGCCAAAUCCAUUCGUGAUGGAACAGUGAAUGAUUUGGAUGUAAAAAUGUACAAUGCUUGUACUAUCUUGUGACAUGAGAAACAUAGAGUGAAAUAAAUUAGCGUUAUUCAUAUGGUAUGAAAUAUGGUGUAAGUAAUCAUAAGAUUGUAUAAUUGUUAAAACUUUGGUGAAAAUAGAUUUUGUAAUUUUUUCUCCAUGUUGAUAAAUCAAUACUGAGUGAACUCAUUGAUUUCUCAACUAAUUUAAUAUUUUUGACAGAAGAUACAAUUUUAGAAAAUAGUCCAUUUAAUAUCAUCAAAUUUAUGGACGUCAACAAAAACCGA